ACAUACUUGAACAUCACACUGCUGGAUCGCCCCAUAACGGGUAGUUUUAUCUGAAGCAAUACCGUGACGCUGGGGUGUGCGAGAUGGUGCUUAGUGUUAAUUUCAUAGCACCGUUCUGGGGUGAGUGUGAACGUUAUGGGUUUAUUGAUGGGAUUACAAGAUGGUGUAUGGCAAUUGGCAGGAUUUGUGUUUUCAACAGCACUCGUUGGUAUCUCUGUCGUGCAGGGGUACAUAUAUUUCGCCCGCAACAAACAUGGUCAUUGGGCUUCAAAGUCACUCGUUAUUCUUCUUUUAUCCAGCUACUAGUUUGCUGUUCGCACACACCAUAUAUUAUUAUUUUGUGUGUCAUUUGUCCUUUUCCUUCGUGUUUCGCUAAUAUCAUCACUCAUCCUUUUACAAGCUCAUAAAUUUUGGGAAUUAUCGCGUUUUUUCAAAGGUCACCAGCUCGUGGUGUGCGGAAAAUGCUAUCACAUCUAUCAUUGUUUGGAUAGUCCAGCUAUAUUUUGCCCUUAGAAUAUAUCAACUAGACAAGCAGCACCCACUUCUACCUCGUCCUAUUCUCAAUUGGAUGAUACCUGCCUUUGUGGUAUUUUUAGCCUUUGUCUCAUUUGCCUUGGGGAUAGCCAGGACAGCGUUCAUGGUCUUUCAAACUACCAAUCACUUAGCCACGUUAAGUGUAACGCUGGUGGUUGACAUGGAAGAAGGAUGUGCGGUUAUUUGUGAUAUCAUCACCACCUCAGCAUUAUGCUAUAUGCUUUCUCCCAUUCGUAGUUCAACAAGGAAGAGAUCUCCUGUCAGGACUGUAUUCAUCUUUCUCAUAGAUCGUGGAAUUCUCGUAAAUGUCGUACAACUUGGAACGUUGGUCACAUAUUCUUACGCUCCAAAUAAGCUUUACUGGAUGUCGUUCCAUUUAUGCAAGAGUAAGGUUUACAUCAAUACUUUUUUCGCCAUGGUAAACUCUCCCGAGAACCAACCAUCUAGCGCCAAUACACGACCAUCCUCCAAACUCGAGUUCAGACGUAGCAUCGUCGUGAUGCCUGCCAUAAGUUCGAAUGCCAACCAUGAUACGCCAAGCGUUUCCACUUCUGAUAUGACGAAUAAUUACUAUGAGACGGACAUGGCGGCGCCUGAGGCUUAGGGUAUGAUAGGCCAGGGGCAACGGUGCUAGUGGAACGAUCCUGGACUUGCUAAAUCGUUUCAACAUUUUUGUUUUGCCAUCAUUGAAUGACACGUUCAAAUCACGUACACGAGUAGGCGAAUGCCUGCGAUACGAUCUGCUGUUUAGUUGUAUAUCUCGGUGUCAACACAAUAUUGUUGAUGACUGAAUUACCUGUAAGCUGAAUAUGUGUAUAUGUAAAUAUAGUAUAUCAGCUAACUAAUGAGUAAAUAUAUGGUACUUGGGGCAAUGCUUGACCUGAGCCGCU
Molecule: messenger RNA, 1424 nt
Organism: Serpula lacrymans var. lacrymans S7.9
Lineage: Eukaryota; Fungi; Basidiomycota; Agaricomycetes; Boletales; Serpulaceae
Exons: 16
Coding region: 569-1138 (189 amino acids)
Source: RefSeq, a predicted model, not a curated record